CAGAGUAACGGCUAGUGGGUUCUUUAGCAGGAAAAAGCGCCAACUUCUCCACCGCCGUCCGAUUAGUCAAAACGGUUCAAAAGACGGGACAUUUGGGAUAAUUUAUCACAUGUAAAAUCGGAAUGAAUCUUUUAGGUAAGAAUUAAAACGGUCAGCUCGCUAUUUUAAUUAAGACUGCUCGUUUGCUUGUAGAGGCAGCGUGCUGCCUGUUUACUCCUCCCACUUCUUCACAACACCUCAAUGCCGACCUAGUUUCGUUACUGUGUGUUGUGAAAAUAGCUGAAAACCUAUUUUAACUGCGUGCUAGUUUCAUGUUAGCAUUUCCCAAAUAGUACAAUACAACGGCUCCACACUAGUUGAGGAGGUGUGGUGUCGCCAUGCUUAAAUCGUUAAGUCAGCUGAAGCCAGCUGGUGUGUUUAUAAAAUUCUUUGUUUAGUCGGUAAUUGGGUGUAGUUUGUUGAACUAGAACAAACAACACUGCUAUUCUCAAGCCAAUUUGCUUAUAACUAGAACCCAAACUUGAGUGCGUAGGUUACGUUCGUUCGUGUGGAACUCUGAUGGCGCCCAUCGAAAUUGGAUGUUGCCGUUUUUAUUUUGGCCAGUAGGGUGCUGUUGCGUCUUGGUUGAAAAAUUAAAGGUACCUUAGAAAACAUGUCAAAUCUGCAAGGUGAGAGUGCUGGGCCGGCACAUGGGAGUCCGGUGAAAAAGAGUAGACUGUCUCUGAAGUUUUUCCAGAAGAAAGAAGCCAAGCGAGCUCUGGAUUUCUCUGAACCUCCUGCAGAGGAACCCAAAACAACCGAACCAGAGGGAAGCACCUGUGAACAGGUGGUCUAUGGUCCCUCUCCUUAUCAAGCAUCACCUGGUCUUCCAGCCUCAUGUGAGAAGAAAGAUAACUUGAUUCCUUUCGUGGGUCUCAAUAACCUGGGCAACACCUGCUAUUUAAAUAGUAUUUUACAGGUUCUGUAUUACUGCCCGGGGUUCAGAGAAGGCAUAAAGAAGCUGCACGACCUGUCUAAACAAAAAGACACACCAAAGGAAGAAACCCAGAAAAGUGAAGAGCCGCCAUCCCAACAGUCAGAUGGUGCUUCUGAGGCUCUGCCAUCUCACAUGGAGCUCCUGUGGAGCUUCAACAGUCUGAUAACUUCAGCUGAGCAGCUGCAGUCCAGCUACCUGCUAGCCCCUAAGGGCUUCAGUGGAGAAGAGCUGGCCACACCACCUUACAAAAUCCUUCACACGCUCCGGCAGCUGAACUCCAUGUACGAAGGCCAUCUCCAGCACGAUGCUCAGGAGGUUCUCCAGUGCAUCCUGGGAUACAUUCAGGAGGCGUGUCACACCAUCAGAAAGGAGCAAGAGUUGGAAAUCAAGGAUGUCGGAGAAGUUAAAACGGAGAACGGCACUGGGACGGAAUCGAAAGCAUCUGCAGAUGAAGACGGCCAGGUCAGCAGCAAGAGGAAGAGCGACACCGAAGUGGGGAACGUCAAGAAGAAGCCCAAGUCCAUCAAGUCUAAAAAGUCUGACUCUGCAGAGGUAAACGUCUCUAGACCCUUCACUCGCUCCAAGAGAAAAUCCUCCAGUGACAUCACAGUGGACAGCACCCAGACUGAAGACAAGGAGGAAGAGGAGAAGACUAAGAAAGUGAAUAAGGACGGAGGCAAAGAAGAAAAACUAUCUAAGGAGAUGGAUGGAAAAGGGAAAAAGAGGGCCAAGCUGAGCUGGCUGAGACCGUCGGGAAAACAGCCAAGUAUUUUCUCCAAGUUCUGCAGCGUCGGGAAGCUCAGCUCCACAACCGUGAAGAACCAGAACCAAACGGAGUCGAAAACAAAGCUGACAGACGAGAUGGAUGAUAAAACGGGCCAAGAGCCAUUGUCCCAGAACGCUAAUGAAGAGAAGAACAUGAAGGAACAUCAAGAUGUCUUGGGCUUGAUGGAGAGGUUGUUCCAGGGUCGCCUGGUUCUGAGGACUCGAUGUCUGGAGUGUGAGAGCUUUACAGAGCGGAGAGAAGACUUUCAGGACAUCAGUGUCCCCGUCCUCGAUGAGCAGCCCAGCAGCCCAGAGGAUCUCACAGAGAUCUCUCCGGACCCCAAACCGGAGGUGAAGACUCUGAAGUGGGCCAUGGCUCAGUUCGCCUCAGUGGAGCGCAUCGUCGGGGAGGACAAAUACUUUUGUGAGACGUGCUUCCAUUACACCGAGGCUGAGAGAAGUCUGCUGUUUGACAAAACACCUGACGUCAUCACCAUCCACCUGAAGCGCUUCUCUGCCAGCAGCUUAGAGUUGGACCCGUAUGCUGGCCUCUCUAAAGUCAACACCCCCCUGCAGACGCCGCUGACUCUGUCUCUGGAGGAGUGGUGCACAAAAACGUCAUCUGCCAGAGGGCAGCGGUAUCAGCUGUUUGCCGUGGUCAUGCACAGCGGCAUCACCAUUAGCUGUGGCCACUACACUACUUAUGUCCGCAUGUCCGACCUGAAAGAUGUAAAGCUCUGGCUGCAGGACAAAAAAGAACCAGAGGUGGAAACCGAUGAGAGAGAAAGGAAAAAGGGAGCACAGAAGGAGGACAAGCUAAACUACGACGAUGGAGAGGUGUCCGUCAGUCUAAAUGCUAGAGGACAGAGGCGUUCGGGUUUGGCUAGCGCUAAAGCAGCGAGCAAAAAGCCGUCGGAAGCUGGUGUUGGACUCUUGGGAGGACAGAGGAGUUUGUCUGGUUAUGAGCUGGAAAACGGCAAACACACAGAAAAAGCAGCCAGUCGUAGAGCAUCCGAAGGUUCAAAACGGCAAAAGACCAUAAACGGCUCCAGGCAGAACACCGACGGACUUCAAAAGGAGUCUGAGACGACUGAGGAGACCUCUACGGGGAUGAAGGCGACAGAGCAGCAAGCUUUGAACCAUCUUCUGGAGUACGAGGGGAAAUGGCUGCUGUUUGAUGACUCCGAGGUGCGUUUGUUCGAGGAAGAGGAUUUCCUGCGAGCCUGCUCCCCCGAGACGUGCUCCUCCUCCACACCUUACCUGCUGUUCUACAGGAGGAUGGCUGAACCUGGGAACUAAACCAACAGCUGGAGCUUUACCUGUGAAGCUUGGUGCCAAAUAUCAGAGACUAAGAUGAGGAUCCCUUCUGACCCUGAAGCUUCUACCAGCAACAGUGGGACCAAGACCCGUCUCAUCCUCUCACGCAGGGACUCCUUUCGUAACAAAACACAUUAGCACAGCUUUUUUCCCUCCUGUACGAUCAUAAAAGGAAGCUGAAGCCUUUUAUGGUUUUAUUAUCUAUAUUUUAAGCCUCUAUACUGUCUUAGGUCUUUACCUAGCGCUAAAAGCACAUUUCUACUAAUCUUUCAUAGAUCGGAUAAUUGUACAUCUAAUUUCAGGUUUUGUGCGGCCUAAACUUGUUCUGUAUUAUGUUUUUUUGCACCAUUGCUGCAUAUUUAAAGAAGUCUCUUCUUUUUGAGUGUUUUCUUGACUUGUGCAAAAGCCAUAACUCAGUAAUGUGCUGUUGGGAGUAGGAAAGCAGCCUCAGCAGCAGGUGUGUAAGAAAUAAUGAAAAAGGUUGGUCCGUCUAUACUUACUCCAAGAAAUGAUCAGGUUUUUACAAAUACAAACAGGAAACGUGGUUUAAUGUUGUACAAAAUACACAAAUGUGAAGCAUUUGAAUGGUUUUAAGCUAAAGGAUAGAUUUGCCUCUAAUUGUUGCCGUUUUUGGUUUUUAGACGGAUGAACUUUCCUCCACAGCUGUACAUAGAUGAUUACCAGACCAGAAACACCUAAAUGACUGCUAAAGGGAAAUAUUUCUUUUCACUGAAUAAAUGUGCUUUAAAACAACCAGUUAUUAAAGCUUAAAUGGUUCUCAGUGCUUUAUAUCCUAAGCACCAUUAUUUAGCUGAUUUACUGUUUUUGAGUUCAUAAUUACUCCACCUUGUUUUCCUGGAAAAUGGGGGACUAUUUUUAAUAAACAAUGUAAAGUGUCAGUAGACUACCCCUACCAGGCUGUAAGUUAUGAGCAAUAAAGUUUUUACCUUCA
Molecule: messenger RNA, 4010 nt
Organism: Nothobranchius furzeri (turquoise killifish)
Lineage: Eukaryota; Metazoa; Chordata; Actinopteri; Cyprinodontiformes; Nothobranchiidae
Gene: usp1
Product: ubiquitin specific peptidase 1
Biological process (GO): protein deubiquitination; regulation of DNA repair
Cellular component (GO): nucleus; cytosol
Molecular function (GO): cysteine-type endopeptidase activity; cysteine-type deubiquitinase activity
Source: RefSeq, a predicted model, not a curated record